AUGUUAUCCCUGUCCACACAAACCUCCCAAUGGGAAUGCUGUGAUUAUUCGAAGAUUGGAACUCAAGUCAUAUUUUGCGGAGGUUCACUUGGACUGGGCAAGGUCUAUCAGUUGAAAGAAUCCAUCACGCACGUCAAACCUCUAUUCCUCCUCCGAGCUUACCGAGUUUUCAUUGAUAUCAUGCCGCGAAUCCCGACGCGGACAACACCUUACGAUACACCCACACGACAGCACAGGCAUUUCAAAAAUAAACGGGAUCAAGUACUCCGUGCCCUGGGCCGAUCAUCUUACAUCAAUGGUUCCCAAUUCGCGAUCAUGUGGGUUUCAGCUCGCGGAGAGACAGAGACUUACGCUUCUCCCGUUCUGCAAGGUCUGUUGGAGUCGGAGCCGGGCCAACCUGCUCUGUUCUCACCUGAGAUUCUACAAAGAGCCAAGGAAGCUGCAUUGAAGGCUCCGCCUGAACUCAAAGUGUCAGAAAUAUGCUUAGAGCACAUCAGGAAACCACUGCCUCGCGCUGAGGCUCCUCCUGCGGUUUCGCCAGUCCAAUCAGACUCUCGGAGCGCGUUAUCGGGCAAGGGCGGGGUUGCCUCAUCUUCUCCCAACCAAGAUGAUCCCGGACCUCCAGGAACGGCAGAAGUGGAAGCUUCGGCGAUUGAAAGACCACCCUCAGAGGAAGGCCUUGUUGCAGCAUCUUCUACUUCCGAUUGCAGCAUGGAUGAGCCCUCACCGUUCUUAAACGGUGACUCGGCGUUGUCUUUACAUCGUUAUGAGCAGUCGGACCCACGGUUGUCUCCAAAGUAUCUCUCAGGGCCUCCGGUUAAUCUUUCCAUUUCGCCCACCUCACCCGUUUGCUCUGGAUCUAGAGAGGAGGGUGCAGAAUUUCUAACCCAGGAUGAUCCGAAGGGUUUCGAAAAAAACUAUAGAAUAAGCGGCACGGUCACAGAUCCAAUUUCAUUAGACAGUAGGAAAAUAGAAGAGAAUAAACCAAAUUGUAUGUUCCAGAAUGACAUUCUCCCUAUGGAAUCGCAAUCCGCUAUGCCAGAAAUCUCAAGGCCUCCUGAGGCUCUCAACGAAGAAGCAAUUCUAUCGCAAUCAAGAGUUCAAGAGUUCGAUCACACCAUCAAGCACAUCGAAUUUCAACCCACAAGAGACAACGCGUCGAAUGAUUCCCCAACAAUCAUAUCCUUCUCUAGCCCUCUUUCGAUUGCAAGUUUCCUUGAGAACAAAUUUCGCCAACUUCAACAAAAUACUUGUAAACUGGUCUGUAAAGCUUGGAUUAAAGUUAUUGAACCUAAGAAGCAAAGAAAGUUCCCCUACCGAAGUGGAGAAACUAGUAAACCAGAUUGGUGGCCACGAGGAGUGGUCCAUCGCGAACCCGAUCAUCUUCUCAAGCCUGAUAGAAUCAAAUUGAUGUUGGCUGUUCUGGGCGCGGGCAAGGUCCCAGUUGGCAGGCUCGAGCUUGCUUCCGCCGAGAUGGCGGCGUUCAUCCCGCCGGACAAAAUGGAUGUCCUGAAAGACAUCUAUACCGUGGCCAAGGAGGAAGAGCGGCUAAGAUCCACGUGGCCAGUGGGAGUUAACUUUGUCCCAUUCCAAGUCGAAUUGAGUAAUAACUCGUCCGAGGUACCGUCGAAGUCGUCCGGGUCACCCCAAACCAUGAAUUCCGAUGUUUUGAGCGCCUCCCCGAGGAUGGUUCAUCACUUGCCCAAUGUUCUGAAUCCGGGAGAAGCAGCUGUUAAUUUCCUGGGAGCAGUUUCUUCAGACGUACAUCCUCACGAGGAAUGGCCUACGAGCGUGCUGCCGGGAUAUCUGAACAGCAUUGAGCAUCCUACAUCUUUCACUCAAGGAAAGCCAAGCGGCUUUCUGCCCGGCGACUAUAACGCCUAUGUCAACAACAUGAUCACAGAUUGUCAUAAACCUUGGGCGAUGAAUCCCGGAAUUUUUCAAGAAAGCAUGACGGCAUCGAAUCAAGCAAAGAGAACCGGACGACCAGGUCAAAAUAUCUUAGAAAAUAUAGAAUCACUUAAUCAAGGCACGCCAGCUACCGGUGGAUAUAACUUUCCCCACAAUCUUCAGACAUCGUUUACCCACGAACUGCUUUCUUCAAACAUGGAAGGGGGUUCGAGUAAAGAGUCGACCUCAAAUUCAGCAACCCACGAUCAACCGUUCUUCCAGGAAUUCUCUACGCCAGAAAACACUGCUUGGGGAAACUGCGGGAUGUUUUUCGAUAACGGGGUCAACAAUGAAUGCACUCAGAAUUUGUGGAGAAACGUAACGAUUCCUUCAAAUUCAUUCGAAAGCUCCAAGGUUCUUUCGGAGGAGUCUUAUUUGGUUUAG
This is a messenger RNA of Puccinia graminis f. sp. tritici CRL 75-36-700-3, 2334 nucleotides long. RefSeq lists its product as uncharacterized. The record is from RefSeq and is a predicted model, not a curated record. The transcript has 6 exons. Lineage: Eukaryota; Fungi; Basidiomycota; Pucciniomycetes; Pucciniales; Pucciniaceae. The coding region runs from base 1 to 2334 and encodes 777 amino acids.